CACACAGUCUCCGCCAAGGAUUCGCGACAACCGCUUUCCGAGACAACAACAUCGACCCGGCGCACCCACCAGGCCCCAGGGGCAUCCGUUCGCUCGGUCACCGCAUUCAACAUGAUUGAGACGCCGGCAAAGCGGUUGCGCAUUCUCCGAUCGAUCGAAGUGGACGAGACGAAUCCCGAUUACAUAGAAGCGAAACAGAAACAACAACAGAAGUUCAAAGGCAGACUUGAGAGGAUGUUCGAAAAAUAUGAGAACAUGCACGAAUCGAUGACCGACGAGGUCGACUUGAAUACAGGCAAGAUUGUGGUGGACAGGGGACAUAUCAGGAGAAUGCAACGACAGCUGACGCGGAAUAGACCAACGAUGGUCGACAGCUUUUUGGGUGCUGCAAUUGAAGAUGACACAGCUUCAGAGGACGAAGAUGGUCAAGGCGAAUCGGAGGAUGAGUUGGCACCUACUCAAACGCGAAAGAGGAAGAGGGACAGCGUGGAGGACAGCGAGACAGCGCAGACUCCAGCGCAACAAAACAUGAAUCUCGUUGCCACACCGCAAGCUGUACCGACAGCAUUUAUACAGAGAAAUUCGUCCCACAUCCCCAAUACGCCGAACCCAGCAGCAAACCUACUAGAAAGCAUACAAUUCCCACAGACACCACUCGGACAGCAGGCGCAAGCAGCAUUCGUUGCCAGCUUGAACCAGACGAUUGUACAAGCCGUGCAACAAGUCGUCGCGCCGUUGUUCACCAUUCUCCAGAACACACCAAACGGACAAGCCGUCCAACCUCAAUUACCUGCCACAUCUCUCCCACUACCAUCAACAGAUGGUGUGAAACCAGCAGCGGAUCCAAAAUGGUACUUUCCGCCUAUCUUAGCUAUAAAAAAAACGCCACAAACCGAACAUCCGAGAUCUUCCCCGCCCGUAGUAACGGAAGCACCACUUGCGUCUACCAAUGAAGAUCAUGUUAGCUUGCCUCCAGGCACCCGUCGAAGAAGCCCAAAGGUCCAUAUACGAAUGCGCUCUGGUCCAAUGAGGAGGGACCAAAUUUCCCAAACACUUGAGACAACCGUUGAAAGGCCACAUAGCUCACACUCGCUACCAGCACUGCGAAGCGAUAUUGACGUUCCCCUUGAUGCUCAUCUUGUCGAUAAAACGUCUGCUCGUAAAGCCAAAACAGUUCGAUUGACUCGCAAAUAUCAUUUCACAGAAGAGGACGAUGCAUAUAUUCGCGAGAGAAGGGUGCUACACAACAUGUCUUUCAAGGAUAUCAAAGCCAGCAAAACCAAAUGGUCGGAUUGGCCUACCACAGCAUUGUCCAACCGGUGGAGAACCCGACUGAAAGACGAGAGCCAUCAGAACCAGACCAAGUCAAAGACAAGAUCCGUUGCACAGAAUCCCCUACCGACAUCCGAAGAACACGAAGAACAUUAUUUCUCUAGCAUGGAGAUCCCAGAAACCUCUUCAGCCGAGCAUCGUCUACCAACACCAAACUCUCUGGAACAGGAAAGCCACUCAUCCGAACGAAUUGUGCUCCCGUCGUCUUCUCAUUUUGAUGAUGACGAACUCGAGCUCCUCUCGUUAGCAGGCGCCGACAUCAGCGACAGUCCCUCUGCACACUUCUUCGACGACGAAGGGAACAUGUACCCAGCACCCGACGAACCACUUCCUUCGAUCGAAGGCGCUGAUUUCCGCAACGAAGACGAACUACAGCUCGAAAUGCUCAAGACCGAAGACUCGCCCACUCCAGAGCCACCUCAAUGCAAGACUUUGCCCAGUACAAUACCAGAGACUCAGGAGUCGGGAGUUGUCGUAUCAUCAACGAGUCAGAAUCGUAUGGUGAUAGAAAAGCCGAAAACCAGGCCGGAAGCCACUUACCGCGCGUCCUCCAAGUCCUCCGAUGACCUCGACCUCAUCGGUACAAGCGACGAACCAGCCACCCCUCACAUACGCAUCAAGCGUGAAUCUUUGACGCCUCAGGCUACCAAGUUUCUCUGCAGUUCGCCUGUGUUCAAGACACCAAGACCUGCCCCGCAAUCUUCAGGCUUGCUCGCAAAGUCGACAGGCAAGUUGAACAGGAGAGCUUUUCUCAACGAUGUGAAGCAGGGGUGGACCAAGAGCAAGGGCAAGACAUCUAGUUCACAGAAAAGGAGGAGCUUAAAUCUGGCACCAACAAUAGUGGGGACAAGGCGUGUGGGCGUCAAGGCUAGCGAUAGCGAAGAUGAACUGGCUGUAUGAUGAGUGUUGUGAAUGAUAUCCCUAGUUGCUAUUCCAUUGCGCCUUGGUGGCUUUUGAAGAUUGAGAUAUCUCGUUUCCAU
Boeremia exigua is the source of this 2312-nucleotide messenger RNA. RefSeq lists its product as uncharacterized. Gene Ontology annotation, molecular function: histone binding; protein heterodimerization activity. The record is from RefSeq and is a predicted model, not a curated record. The coding region runs from base 112 to 2232 and encodes 706 amino acids. NCBI's taxonomy places the organism in Eukaryota, Fungi, Ascomycota, Dothideomycetes, Pleosporales, Didymellaceae. Gene Ontology annotation, cellular component: nucleus. The transcript has a single exon.